Messenger RNA from Sorghum bicolor (sorghum), 1922 nucleotides. Its product is annotated as putative L-cysteine desulfhydrase 1. The record is from RefSeq and is a predicted model, not a curated record. The coding region runs from base 95 to 1534 and encodes 479 amino acids. The transcript is spliced from 2 exons. NCBI's taxonomy places the organism in Eukaryota, Viridiplantae, Streptophyta, Magnoliopsida, Poales, Poaceae.
ACACACACGCGCACACUACUGUCUCUCUCCUAUCACUCCCAAUUCUCCCUCUCUCUCUUCCCCAUCCGGGCCAGCCAACCCUAGCGCGGCGGCGAUGGCGUCGGACCCGGCCCCUGACGACGCGGCCGCGGCAGAGAACGGCCACGGCAACGACAACGGCCACGGCAACGGCAACGGCAACGGCAACGGCAACGGCCCGUCCCCGAAGCGGGCCCGGUCGGUGAUCUCGGCGGACGAGAUCCGCACCGAGUUCGCGCACCACGACGCCGCCGUGGCGCGCGUCAACAACGGCAGCUUCGGCUGCUGCCCGGCCUCGGUCCUCGCCGCGCAGGCCCACUGGCAGGGCCUCUUCCUCGCGCAGCCCGACGCCUUCUACUUCCACGGCCUCCAGCAGGGCCUCCUCCGCUCGCGCGCCGCCGUCGCCGAGGCGGUGGGCGCCGGCGACGUCUCCGAGGUCUCCCUCGUCGACAACGCCACCACGGCUGCCGCCAUCGUCCUGCAGCACGCGGCCUGGAGCUUCGCCGAGGGCCGCUUCGCGAGCGGGGAUGCCGUGCUCAUGCUCCACUACGCCUACGGUGCGGUCAAGAAGUCCAUCCACGCCUAUGUCGCGCGCGCGGGGGCCACCGUCGUCGAGGUGCCCCUCCCGUUCCCUGUCGCGUCGGCCGACGCGAUUAUCGCCGAGUUCCGUGCUGCGCUCGCGGUCGCCAAGGAAGGGGGGCGUAGGGUCCGGCUCGCAGUCAUCGACCACAUCACCUCCAUGCCCAGUGUCGUCAUCCCCGUGAAGGAGCUCGUCGCCAUCUGCCGAGAAGAGGGCGUUGACAAGGUAUUCGUUGACGCUGCACAUUCUAUUGGGCAGGUGCCUGUGGACGUGCGUGACAUUGGAGCUGAUUUCUACACAAGCAACCUUCAUAAGUGGUUCUUUUGCCCACCUGCCGUGGCAUUUUUGCAUACUCGCAAGGACCCGAUAGCUUCCCAGCUCCAUCACCCUGUUGUCUCGCAUGAGUAUGGGAAUGGGCUGCCUAUGGAGAGCGGAUGGAUUGGAACGAGGGAUUACAGUGCCCAGCUUGUUGUGUCUGAGGCCAUAGAUUUUGUGAAUCGGUUUGAGGGUGGAAUCGAGGGGAUACGAAGCCGGAAUCAUGAGAAAGUUAUUGAGAUGGGUAUGAUGCUUGCUGAGGCUUGGGGCACUUUUCUUGGCACACCUCCGGAACUGUGUGGUAGCAUGGUUAUGGUCGGGAUGCCUGGUUGCCUUGGUGUCGAGAGUGAUGAUGAUGCAUUGAGAGUGAGAACUAUGUUGAGGAAGGAUUUCCAGGUGGAGGUUCCAAUAUACUACAACUCAAGAAGGGUGGAAGGACAGGAGAUGGCAAAGGAUAGGAAUGGUGAUCCAGUGACAGGUUAUGUGAGGAUAUCACACCAGGUUUACAAUGUCACCAAGGACUAUGAGAGACUCAGAGAUGCUGUCAAUAAACUUGUUUCUGAAGGGUUCACCAGCAUCAACUUGCGGCCUUCUGAGAAGGUACACACUCUGCUGAAAUGACUGCUUGCAUGCAAGAGGCUUAGGUGUAAUGAUCUUCCAGCCAGGUAUCAUCCACCUGAAGGCGCUGUGGCCAACUACUUAAGUGUGGAUCGGACCAGCGCAGCCAGUACUGCUGCUUCGUGAUCGUGACGUAGUUCCUGGCAUAGCCAGCCAGUUGAUGGAUGUAGUGUACCUCCAGGAACUGACAUGUGUUGUAUUUGGCGUUCAGUGUAUGUAACAAUAAUGCCCUGGCAUGUCGUCUUCCCUCUUCACCAACAUUUUGGGAGUUGCUGUAACCUAAGAAUAAUCUGAAUGUAAGGAUAUUUACAGCUGCUGUACAUCGAUUGUUGGUUACUGAUAACUUAUCACAUUGAUCAUCAAUACAGUACAUCAAAGUGGCGGUGGAUUA